This is a messenger RNA of Esox lucius (northern pike), 3753 nucleotides long. It is a transcript of the gene rnf169, whose product is annotated as ring finger protein 169. NCBI's taxonomy places the organism in Eukaryota, Metazoa, Chordata, Actinopteri, Esociformes, Esocidae. The record is from RefSeq and is a predicted model, not a curated record. Bases 16 to 1911 code for a protein of 631 amino acids. Gene Ontology annotation, molecular function: nucleosome binding; metal ion binding; ubiquitin-protein transferase activity. The transcript is spliced from 5 exons. Gene Ontology annotation, cellular component: site of double-strand break; nucleus. Gene Ontology annotation, biological process: double-strand break repair.
GGUAUAGAGAGACCAAUGAAAAUGGCGGCUACAGGGUCCGCCAGAUCCAUCAGGGGAUUAGGGCAAAAAUGCAAAGCCAGGCCCGCCGAUAUGCUGCAAACUCGGACACCUUCACAGCUGCUAACCUUGGAUGAGGCUAGGUGUCCGGUUUGUUCAGAGAUUUUAUUGGAGCCCGUAACUAUGCCAUGUAGCCACUCCGUGUGUCUACACUGUUUCAAGCGGACAGUAGAAUUUACCAGUUUGUGCUGUCCACUCUGCCGGCUGCGCGUAUCCAGCUGGGCCCGUAAACAGUCCCGGGAGAAAAGCCUAGUAAACACCGAACUCGGGGAAAUGGUUCGAAAGAGUUAUCCAGAACGAUGUCAGAAGAAAAUGGAGCAGAGAGACAGUGAGACUAUUGGAGAAGAGCUUUUCCGGUCGCCUGCUCAGAUAUCCAAACCUGGAGAGAGCAUACCAGAGAAUGUAAAGCAAAAAGUAAAGUUCUAUGGGUUGCAGUCAGACUCUGAGAAUGAAGAACCUAUUGGAAAGAGAACCAGAAAUGUGUCUGCAUUUGUUAGAAGAACAAAGAUCUCGGCAGCCUUCAACAGAGAUGGUAUACAGACCAAUGUGGUGCAGAGAAGCCAGAGCUGUACUGAUACAGAGGAGGGAAGACAAAGAAUGAGGUUCUCCACUCAUCUUCCUGGACUGGACAAAGCCAGUAUUCCUCACAGCUACAGCGCAGGAAUCCUUCUGUCCUCUGAGAACAGCCGAUCUCUUUCGGCGCCCAUCACUAUCCAAGACAAGAGGUACAGUUGGCGAGGUGUCAUCAUGGCGUCAUCGACACCUUUCCUGAUCCCCCAGUCUAAACAGGAGAGGUCCAUUAGCCCUGAGAGCAAUGACAGUAUCUCUGAGGAGCUGAAUCACUUUAAGCCAAUAGUGUGCUCACCAUGUACCCCACCUAAAAGGCUACCUGAUGGACGAGUGAUGGAGCCCACCAUUGUGAAGUCUACUCCCCGGAACCUGAUCCGAAGCCUGCAAAGACCCACCAACUAUGAAGCCAGUCCAACUAUACUCCAGAAAUGGAAACAGAUAGAGGUGGACCGGCAGUCUGUCAAAGUAAUCUCCAAGGGUACCUUGACCACCCCAGUGAACGAGGAUCUUGUCUUCAAACCAAGCCUGAUAAAGGAGGAAGUCAAGCCAUUUGGAUGCGCUCCAGAAGCAAAUACAGCAAAAGAAUGUUUGGGUACAUAUGCCAAGGCUGAUUCCUCUAGACUAGAGAAUGAAAGGACUAUUCUGCAUAAUAAACGGAGACUGAUAUUUGACCAGGCCACUGGAGAGACAACUCCACUUCAGAAACAUUCUGCCAAGUUCCAUACUCCAUCUUUACCUUUUAGUAGUGAGGUUACUGUUACAGGAUGUGGGGUUUCUUCUGAGUCCUUAGUGGUACCUCAAUCCCAUUGUGGGCUAUUGUCAUUGCAUCAUAAUCAGACCAUAAUCACACAUAAUAAAAAUGCCAACGUUAAGUGUUGCCAACUUAAGUCAAAGGACUCACAGUAUAAAAUAAAUGAGUUGGACAAUGGAAACUGUUCGCAAAACCAACCUACCUCAAGGAGGGGCAAGAAGAGGAGCCAGAAGACCAAACACCUGGAAGAGACAGGGCCAACACCGAAGAGGCCAAAAUCGCAGAGUCAAGAAGGUUUCAAUAUAGAAUGUGCGCAGACUGACCUGUACAUUCAAGAGAGAGAGGACAGACAGUUAGCACUGAAACUUCAAAGACAGUUUGACUUAGAACAGCAGAUAGCAGACAAACAAAAGGCAAGUCCAGACAAGUAUUUUCUCCGGUCCUGGGUGUCCAGUGAAAACCAAAUCGAAUGCAAUCCACGAAGAUCAGGAAGAAUUUCCCAAAAGAAUAAACAUUUUAAAUGCAAUUACUAAAUGCAUAUUAUUGUUCUUUUUAAAUCAUUCAGUCAUCCAAUGUCUUCCAUACAUUAGUCAGUGCAUUUAAAGAUGAAUUAAGCCUUAAAAUUGUUUUAGUUCAUUUGAUUUUGUUUCUCCAAACAUUAUUUAGCUGUAAUGUUAGAUACUAUAAUUGUAUUUUUUUUGCAAUUACUCAUACAUUUGUUAUAAUAUGCUAUAUUAAUGGUUUGUGAGUUUGGAUAAUCUUCCUAAAAAUAGCAGCAAAUUGUUUGAAGUUGUUUUAAUUCAUAUUGUACUGUGCAGUCAUCUGAACAUCUACAUGUUCAGUUUUGUUAAAACUGAUUCUAUCUCAGCCAAGGAUGUGUGGACAGAUUGUGUUUUCAUUGCUUUGUCAGACCCCCUAUUCAUAUUCCAACUAACAUGGCAAAAGAUCUGGGUCUAAUUCACUUUCCCAUAUGGGUCAUCAUAACUGGAUCAUCGGGAGGUAUCGGCCAAUAAAGUUGAAGUCCCUACUAGUUGACUACAUAAAAAACUGACAGAUGACAGUGACUAUCCUAGAACAUGUUUUUCCCCAGUUAAGGCCUCUAACCAUCUUGUUGGCCAUAAAACCAUUCUGAGAAUAUGGAGACAUCAACACAAGACUGCUUCAUUGUCUUGAACAUGGUAAUCAAAUGAAAAAAAUUUGUUCAACAGUCUUUAGGACACUAUAACUCCUUAUAACGCUCAGCUCUGUACUAGAUGCAAGUCACCACUAAAUUACUAUAAUCAAAUAGAACUCUGACCUAAGGAGCUGAUCCAGUGUUGUGUUGUCUGAACAUUCAAAUAUGGAAGUUUACUUUAAGGUCCUAUAGCUCUUAGUAAAAUAUUUUUAUUGUUUUGACAUGUGCAUUGUUAAAACAUUUGUAAAGUGUAAGUUGCAUUGCUCUGAAAAAGCAGUUCAUUUUCUUGGCACACGCAGUUUACCUGAUGAUCUGAUCAAAUGCAAUACUAGUAUGCAUUUUCUGUUGAUGUUAAUGAACAUGCUUCUACCUCUACACUUCACAUAGUUUUUCCACUUAAAUACUCUCUUUUUGGCUACUGCAAACAAAAAUGUCUCUGUUAUUAGCAGUCUGUAUUAUAGUUAACAUUGUCUUAUGGAAUUACAUAGUUAUGGCACAGCCUCAUAAAGCUAUACCAUUACCCAAGCUUUAUGGGUGGCCUUUGGAUGGAUUUGUAAUUAAAGAGCAUUAUUCAUGGAUUGACUGUGAUAGUACUAAUUAAUAAUUGUUUUAUUCAAUAUUGCUGUUGGACAUUAAACAUUGCUUUUUUCAUCUUUGACUUCUAGCUACUAUAUUGUAUAAGCAGCUUUUUCUAAGGGCUAUUAUAUUUUGAUCAAGACAUUUCUUAUUCGGUUAAACUUUUUUCCUGUGUCAAAAUACAAUCUUAGAUGUCCAUUAGCAUGGAGUGGAGAAAUAGGUUAGUGCCAAAUUGCUAAUUUCUGGUUACCUUGUCAUAAUUUCUCCAGUUUUAUGUUUUCUCUCCUUGUUAAAGGUUAGGUAUUUAGAUUUGAGUCAUUGGAAUACCACUUUUAUAGCCUACAUGAUUCAUUGACAGCACUAUUCUUUAAAGGAUACUCAGUCGUGUCCAUCCAGAUUCUGAAGGAAUUGUCAAACGUAACACUUAAACACAAUGUUUGCUGAAUUUUUCUUUUCAUACAAGUGCUUGUCUUGUCUUUACUUUCACUUAACUGUAUGAAAAAGUUAUAUGUAUGUUGUUCUGUUUAUAGUAUUAGCAUUCCAGAAAAUAUACUCAGUGGAUUGAGAAAGUAUCAACACUGUUGAUGAAGACAAACCAAAAUGUGUAAUAAAUAAAUUAUUGAAG